Messenger RNA from Schizophyllum commune H4-8, 2898 nucleotides. Its product is annotated as DNA mismatch repair protein. Bases 1 to 2898 code for a protein of 965 amino acids. Gene Ontology annotation, molecular function: ATP-dependent DNA damage sensor activity; mismatched DNA binding; ATP binding. Gene Ontology annotation, cellular component: MutSalpha complex; nucleus. The transcript is spliced from 18 exons. Gene Ontology annotation, biological process: mismatch repair; mitotic recombination. Lineage: Eukaryota; Fungi; Basidiomycota; Agaricomycetes; Agaricales; Schizophyllaceae. The record is from RefSeq and is a predicted model, not a curated record.
AUGUACGGCAGGGGAAAAGACGACCAGGAAGCUGCAGACUCGACUACUGACCCUGGAUUCGUCUCCUUCUUCUCACAUCUCCCCAAGAAAUCGCCCGAGACGGGCACACUCCGCCUCUUCCAUCGCCAGGGCCCCGACGAAUUUUACUCCUGCUAUGGUCCAGACGCCCUCUUCGUCGCAAACUACGUCUUCCACACCAACUCUGUCAUCAAAUACCUAGGCCAUGGCGGACGCGCGACCGGCCUACCCACGGUCCACCUGAAGACCACUGUCGCGCAAAGCUUGUUACGAGAUGCGCUCACCGUGAAGCAACUGAAAGUGGAGAUAUACGUCCCCGAGAGCGGCCAGGGCAAGCGCGCGACAAAGUUCCAUCUGGACAAGGAGGCCUCCCCAGGAAACUUGCAGCAAGUCGAAGACAUACUGUUCACCAACUCGGACAUGACAACUGCCCCUAUCGUCAUGGCGAUCACCCUUGCAAGCACGCCCGCGGCUGGUGGCAAGACCAAGCUGAAGACAGUCGGCGUCGCCUACGCCGACACGAGCCUGCGGGAGCUCGGUGUAGCUGACUUCGUGGACAAUGAACUUUACUCCAAUACAGAGUCCCUCAUCAUCCAGCUUGGCGUGAAAGAGGCUGUUAUCCCUAUGGGCACGUCGAGUGGAACGUCUGAGCGCGACCUAGACUUGAACAAGCUGCGGUCGGUGCUGGACCGAUGUGGUGUCGUGAUCACGGAGCGCAAGCCCAGCGAGUUCAGGGAUAAGAACGUUGCGGACGAUGUCCCGCGCUUGCUGGUAGCAACCCCCGGGACCUCAACAGCCGAUCCCACUGCAACCAUUCCCGAACUCAGCCUGCCGAACGCCAAAGGCGCACUGAACGCAUUGCUCGGCUACCUCAGCCUCCUCGCCGACCCUGCCAACCACAACGCAUGGACAAUCCGUACGCAUGAUCUGGAGCAGUACAUGAAGCUAGACGCAAGCGCCUUGCGAGCGCUUAACCUGGUUGAUAUGACUGGGCAAAGCGGCCAGUCCAACAAGAACACGACCUUGCUAGGCCUGCUCAACAAGUGCAAGACAGCGCAGGGUACUAGGAUGCUGGGGACUUGGCUCAAGCAGCCGCUCGUCAACUUGCAUGAGAUUCAAAAACGGCAGGAACUCGUACAAAUAUUCUUCGAUGACGCGAAUGCGAGGCAGACGCUGCAGGACGAGUACUUGAAGAUGAUGCCCGACAUGCACCGUCUGGGACGGCGGUUUCAGAAGGGGCUUGCGACAUUGGAGAAUGUCGUGCGCGUAUACCAAGUCAUCCUAAAGCUACCCGGCAUGAUAGAGGCGCUGGAAGCCGUGCGGACGGAGACUCCAGAGCACCAAGCUUUGAUCGAGGAAACGUACCUCAGGGAACUUCGGGACAAAGAAGCCAGCCUGUCCAAGUACUCGCAGAUGGUGGAGCAGACGCUCGACCUCGACCAGCUCGACAACCAUAACUACGUCGUGAAGCCGGAUUAUGACGAGCAGCUGCAGGAGCUGCAUAAUAAGCUGCAGGAGGCGACCGAAAAACUCGACCAAGAACAUCGCAGAGUCGGCGAGGACCUGAACAUCGAGCUUGACAAGAAGCUUCAUCUGGAGAACAACCCGACGUACGGCUACUGCUUCCGGUUGACGAAGAACGACGCCAAAGGCAUCACGAAUAAGAAGGACAAGUACAUCGAGCUGGCGACGAACAAGAGCGGGGUGUACUUCGUGACGAAGAAGCUGAAGACGGCCGCGGCGGACCACAAGGAGCUAACGCAGGCGUACUCGAGGAAGCAGAGCGGGCUUGUGAAGGAGAUCGUGGCUAUCGCAGCCACAUAUACCUCGGUCAUGGAAUCCCUGGAUAGUGUCAUCGCGCACUUGGACGUGAUCAUUAGCUUCGCGCACGUCUCCGUGAACGCGCCCGUCACCUACGUCAAGCCCAAGGUCGUGGAGCGCGGCAACGGCAGCUUGAUCCUCAAGGAGGCGCGCCACCCGUGUCUCGAGGUUCAGGACGAGGUCAACUUCAUACCGAACGACGUCGAGAUGAUCAAGGACAAGAGCGAGUUCCAGAUCAUCACUGGCCCGAAUAUGGGAGGGAAGUCGACGUACAUCCGGCAGGUGGGCGUCAUCGCACUCAUGGCGCAGACGGGGUGCUUUGUACCGUGCGAUAAGGCGACGCUGCCGAUCUUUGACUCCGUGCUAUGUCGUGUGGGCGCGGGUGACAGUCAGUUGAAGGGCGUGUCGACGUUCAUGGCAGAGAUGUUGGAGACUGCGACGAUCUUGCGGUCAGCCACCAAGGACUCGCUCAUCAUCAUCGACGAGCUCGGACGCGGCACGUCAACCUACGACGGCUUCGGUCUGGCAUGGGCGAUUUCAGAACACAUCGCCUCCCAGAUCCACGCCUUCUGCCUCUUCGCCACCCACUUCCACGAGCUCACCGCCCUCGACCAACAACUCCCACACGUCACCAACCUUCACGUCGUCGCGCACGUCAGCGGGGACUCGUCCGGCGACACCAGCGACAUCACGCUCCUUUACAAGGUCGAGCCGGGCGUAUCCGACCAAAGUUUCGGCAUCCACGUUGCGCGCCUGGCGAACUUCCCGGAGAACGUCGUGAAGUUGGCCAAGCGCAAGGCAGACGAGUUGGAGGACUUUGGGAGUGAGGACAAACGCUCUGCACCAGAGGCUCCGCCCGAGGUGACGGAGGAAGGCCUCAAGAUCGUCGAGGACUUGCUCAAGCAGUGGGCGGGCGAGCCGGACGGCGAGGACGUCGAGAUGGCCGACGUCGAUGACUCGCCCGAGGCGCAGCUGGAGGAGCUGAAGAAGAUCGUCAACGCACACAAGGAGCAGAUAGAAGGGAACGAGUGGCUGAAGAAGGUGAUCACUGCGCUUUGA